AUGGGGUCUAUUACCAGCGAUGUGAGCUUGGAAACAGACUAUGCUUUUACUGUCUACCGCGGCACAUUCAUUCAAUCAAUCCUGUCAGACUCGAACUCCAAGCCUAAAUUGUCUCGCAAUCAAGGCGCAUUAUGGGUCUCUGCUGUUGAUGGCCGCAUUCAAGGUUGGGACUGGCAUGCCGGUGAUGAGAAUGGAUUCACUAAAUUGAUGCGCCGGAGUGGGUGGGUUGAUAUCGACGCUGUUGAGGCCCAGGGGCAAGUCAAUGGUCAUGGUUCGAACAUCAGAGUGAAGAUUGUUACCGCAAACGAGGAACAAAACGAGUUCUUCUUCCCCGGUUUUAUUGACACCCACAUCCAUGCCCCGCAAUACCGUAACGCGGGCCUUUUCGGCUCAUCAACACUUCUAGACUGGCUAGAGACAUACACAUUCCCAGUAGAGUCACGCUUCGGGUCCGCACCAGACCCAAAAACAGGACACCAAACCCAAACCGACCCCAAAGACACACCACUCCCAGCCCAGCAAAUCUACGACCAAGUAAUCUCCCGCACUUUAUCCCAUGGAACAACCUGUGCCUCCUACUAUGCAACAAACCACGUCCCAGCCACAAACGCCCUCUCAUACCUCUGCCACACCCGCGGCCAACGCGCCUUCAUCGGCCGCGCAUGCAUGGACAACCCGGACUUCUGCGUAGACUACUACCGCGACUUCAGCGCAGAAGACUCCAUCGUCGCAACCCGCCAGACAAUCGAAUACAUCCACACCCUGGACCCAGAAGGAAAGCUCGUGAAGCCGAUUAUCACACCGCGCUUCGCGCCCUCAUGCACGAGACCCGCGCUACAGAGCCUCGGCGAACUAGCAGCAAGCUACUCGCCCACACUGCAUAUCCAGACGCAUAUCUCGGAGAACGUCAACGAGAUCGCGCUCGUCAAGGAGCUCUUCCCUGAGGCAGACAGCUACGCCGCCGUGUAUGAUAAAUACAACUUGCUGACACCGCGCACGAUCCUCGCGCAUGCGGUGCAUCUCACGGCAGAUGAGCGUUCUCUGAUCCGCGCGCGUCAAGCGAAGAUCUCGCACUGUCCGGCGUCGAAUUCGGCGCUGGGGUCUGGGAUUUGUCCUGUUAGGACGCUGCUUGACGAGGGGAUUACAGUUGGGCUAGGGACGGAUGUUAGUGGGGGUUAUAGUCCUAGUAUUCUUGAGGCGGCGCGGCAGGCCUGUCUUGCUUCGCGGUUGCUGGGUCAAUCUUCUGCGUGGCAGAGGGAUCAUCCGAAGGGUGUUGAUGGGCGGGAGAAAUUGUCUGUCGAGGAAAGUCUUUACCUUGCUACGCGUGGUGGAGCGGCGGUUGUUGAUAUGGCGGGUGAUGUUGGUGGGUUUGAUAUGGGGAUGUUGUGGGAUGUGCAGUUGAUUCGGCUUGGUGGGGUUGAGUUGGUGGAAAGGAGUCCGCUGGAUUUUGCUCCUGGUGAUGGGAGUGCGGAUCUUGUGAAGGCUGGUCCUGUGGGGAAUGUUGAUCUAUUUGGGACGGAGAGUUGGGAGGAGAAGAUUCAGAAGUGGGUUUGGAGUGGUGAUGAUCGGAAUGUGAAGGCUGUCUGGGUUGGGGGGAGGUUGGUCCAUUCAAGGGUUUGA
Messenger RNA from Penicillium expansum, 1620 nucleotides. RefSeq lists its product as uncharacterized. Gene Ontology annotation, molecular function: guanine deaminase activity; zinc ion binding. Bases 1 to 1620 code for a protein of 539 amino acids. The transcript has 2 exons. Lineage: Eukaryota; Fungi; Ascomycota; Eurotiomycetes; Eurotiales; Aspergillaceae. Gene Ontology annotation, cellular component: cytosol. The record is from RefSeq and is a predicted model, not a curated record. Gene Ontology annotation, biological process: guanine metabolic process.